Stegodyphus dumicola is the source of this 3314-nucleotide messenger RNA. Its product is annotated as transcription factor Jun-like. Gene Ontology annotation, biological process: regulation of cell population proliferation; regulation of cell cycle; regulation of transcription by RNA polymerase II. Gene Ontology annotation, molecular function: DNA-binding transcription factor activity, RNA polymerase II-specific; RNA polymerase II cis-regulatory region sequence-specific DNA binding; transcription factor binding. The record is from RefSeq and is a predicted model, not a curated record. Lineage: Eukaryota; Metazoa; Arthropoda; Arachnida; Araneae; Eresidae. Gene Ontology annotation, cellular component: transcription regulator complex.
UCUGGGUGCAAAAUUUAGUGACUCAUGUUACUCCACGUUGUUGUGCGAUCGAGAUUCGAAAAGUGUGUAUUUUUUGAAAACAUCUUCAUUUGACGACUGUAUACUAGCGUAGUGGAAGUAUCUUUGCUAUUGUUAUGCCUAACAUUAUAAACUGAUUUUGAAUUGGGAGUUUACAAAAUAUCAAGUAACUGUAAUACAGUCGUAAUCAGUGAGCGAUAAUCAUCAGUAAAAACGAGUAUCAUGGAGAUGACGUUUUACGACGAUUCCCAAUUUCGUUUCGUAAAAAAUGAUGGUAAGAGUCUGAAACGCCCUGCUACCUUAGAUUUGGAUCCUGGUGCUGCUACCAAAAAACAGAAAGUCAAUGCUCUGCUUACGUCUCCGGAUCUAAACAUGCUGAAGCUAGGAUCACCAGAACUCGAAAGAUUCAUCAUAGCUAAUUUAGCUAAUGGUAAUUUGUCUACACCCACUCCAUCGCAAGUACUGUUUCCAAAAAAUGUCACUGCAGAACAAGAACAGUAUGCUAGAGGUUUCCUUGAUGCAUUGAAUGAGUUGCAUCAUAAUCAAAAAACUUCUUUGGAACAAAGUACUGACCUGCUAACUUCAGAAAACAACUCAGGUACUCUAGCAAAACUUUAUCCAGGAGUUGUGCCAUUCUACUUUCAACCUAUGACAACAGCCAGUGUCAUUAAAUCAUCUGGAAAAAGUGUGUUACAAACAACGGCACCUAUUAUUAGACCUCCGUCCGUGGAUAACACCAGUAGUAAUAGCUGUAACAGCAACAGUUUGCCAGUUCCCAUAGACAUUGCCAUCAAAGAAGAACUUCAGACAGUUCCAAAUGACUUUUCAAGUCCACCAGUCUCUCCUUUGUGUAAUGCUCCUAUUGAUAUGGCAGAUCAGGAACGCAUCAAAUUGGAAAGGAAACGUCAUCGUAACCGCAUUGCAGCUAGCAAGUGUAGAAAACGAAAAUUAGAAAAAAUAUCUCAGCUAGAACAGAAGGUGAAAGAACUCAAAGGAGAAAAUUCGAAGCUAGAGGCAGUGGCAGAUUCUUUACGUGAACAAGUAUGUAAUCUCAAGCAACAGGUAAUGGAACAUGUGAAAAAGGGAUGCCAAAUUAUGGUUGCCCAUGGCUUAUGAGUGUCAUGGUUGUGCAUUUGUGAAAACAGCAUUUUUUUUCCUCAAGCAUUCGUUCCAAAAGUAAUAAAUACUUUGUGCCUUCAUUUAGCAUUACCAUGAUCAGAAUCAGAAUUCAUUCAGUGUAUCAUUAGCCAAGAUAAGAAAAUGUAGCUUUCAAAUGCAAACAAUUUUGUGCCUUAAAAUGGUAACAAUUUCUUUAAUAAUCAUUUAUUAUAAUGAUUAAGCUGCUAGUUAGAUAUGCUGAAGUAUUUCAUAUGUAUUCAAAUUCUUAUUCACUCAUAUUGUGUUUCACUUGCAUCAUUUUAUGAAAUUUUUAGUAAUUGAUAUUUUUAUUUGGAAAAAAUUAUUUUUUAAUAUUUUUCUAUUGUAACAGAAAUCUUGGUAUAUGAUAUGAUCUAUGUAAGAAAUAGUUAAAAACAAAAUUCUAAAACUUUUUGUAAUAUUUAAGCAAAUUUAUAUAUAGUCAGGUAUGAAAUGAAAUAUGAAUUUAAAUUUUUACACUCAGAAAACAUAGAUGCUAUUUACUUUGAUCAUUUUUUUUUCCAAUGGUGGGCACUUGCCUGUGCCAACAUUGGCUACUCCUAAGGCCAGAUCUGGUGCUCUCUUUAUUAUGGAGGCACCUGCACCUAAUAGGUGGGCCACCUUUACCUCCUAUGAAGGGACAAACAAUUUACAUCCAUGCUUUCUUCGCGAUUUGAACCUGGGCCGUACGAUAUCACAGUGAGGCUUCCCAACCACUAUACCGUCUGAGCAGCUUUACUUUGAUCAUUAGUGUGAUAGUAACUCGUGUUUAAUCGAUCAAUCAAAAAUAUAUGAAUUUGCCUUUUUUAAUAAUGUAAUUUUUGGUUCUAAUAAGGUUCUGUAAUGAGUCAAGAAAUUGCAUGUAUAAAAAUUACAUCUUUGUAUCAGAAAAGCCGUCAAGUGAUUUUUCACUGGACAGUUGGUAGUUUGUAUUCACCCUUUUCUGUACUACAUUGUAACUACUAUUCAUAGAAAUGUGAGGAAACAUUGCAUCUGCUGCACAUGUAAUUAAAAAAUAAUGCCUAUUUUCAGUUAUCCAGUACAAAAAUUUGGUAAAUUUGUUUAUAUUAUGGAACGAUAGAUCGCGUUUUAUCAAACAUUUUAUGCAAGAUAUGAACAUAUAGGAAUUCAAGGAUAUUAUAAAAGUUUAAGGUUGAUAUAUUUAAGAAAAAUCUAUAAUGUACUAAUAUAAAUGUAAAAUAAUAGUAAGUAAAUCUUGUUAAUGCAAGGAGUUCUCUCCUUGUUUCUUGGAAGAUUUUGAAAAGCUAUUAAUUUUUAUUAGGGUACAUCUUUUAGCUGAUACAUUUAUGUAUGUCUUAGUUUUUCAUAUCGUAUCCCAGAACUUAUCUUUUAAUUGAUUGAUUAGGAUAGGUGUUUUUAACAUGUUUCAGAUUUAUAUUGCCUUGUUUUGUUCUGAGUGAUCCUAAUAUGUAGCAUCUACGUAUGCCAUCAUUAAAUAAAGAUUUUGUUAAUGGUAAUUAAAUGCAUGUAUUAUUAUUUAUAAGUCUCAGUAUGAAAAAUGUAGAUGCCUUAAGCUGCAGGAGAAAUACUAAUGUAAAAUUUCCAGCAUUAUUCAGAUUAAAAGCUUAAAAAUUUGAAAAGUGAAAUAUCUACCAUUUAAAGUAUAGCAAUCUUACGUUGAAUUUGUUAUUUUGAAAUGUGUAUGCAUUGUUAUGUUUAAUUAAAGUCAUUAGGAAUAACAUCAAAGAAUAUUUUCAAAAUGCAGAUUUUUUUAAAUUUUUGUUGCAUAUUUAAUUCUAUUAUAAGUUCUUUUCAUUCAGUUUCGUAAAAUUUGCAUCACCUUUGGUUUUCUGAUAAAUUGUUUGUUAUGCCAUACUUUGUAUAUACCAUAUUUGUAUAGUAUUGAUACAUAUGAAGGUACUGCAAGUCACUCAUAUUGAAAUACAAAUUUUGGACUGAUAUUUUGAAAAAUAUGGACUACAACAUAGCAGUUUUUUUUGAAUAUGUUCAUCCUUUUUAUGAGCUCUGUGAUAAUGCAUUUCUAAUCAUGCAAGUAACAGUCAGAAUUGUAUUGCUAAAAGAUUUUGACAAGCUUGCAUAAUUCAUUUUUUUAAAUGAUGACUUGUAUGAUAUUUUGUAUAUAGUCUGAUAGUUGCCAUUUUAAAUAAAAUUUUAGAAUGUAUUGUUUAUUACUGAAA